Messenger RNA from Mercenaria mercenaria, 2335 nucleotides. Its product is annotated as zinc finger protein 91-like. The transcript has 3 exons. NCBI's taxonomy places the organism in Eukaryota, Metazoa, Mollusca, Bivalvia, Venerida, Veneridae. The coding region runs from base 192 to 2141 and encodes 649 amino acids. The record is from RefSeq and is a predicted model, not a curated record. Gene Ontology annotation, molecular function: RNA polymerase II cis-regulatory region sequence-specific DNA binding; DNA-binding transcription factor activity, RNA polymerase II-specific. Gene Ontology annotation, biological process: regulation of DNA-templated transcription.
UGUAAUAAAAAUGUAAUGUUUAUAUUUUCAGAAAAAAGAUAAUUAUUAUAAGAUUUUUAUCAAAAGAGAACUACAAUGUCUCUUUUUCGCGAGAACUUAUUUAUUUACAACGUUGAUGUUUUUUUAAGUCUUUUGAGAUUGAAACGUGAUUAAAAUUCAAAUAGUAAUUAAUGUCAUAAAUAAAUAUUUACAUGACUGAUAAAAAACGUAAAGAGGUACUCUCAAUUUCAUUGGUCAAAUUAGCGUUUUCAUUGUGGGUAAUUUUUCUUAAUUUUUUUUUUAUAAGAAAAUCUUUAUACUUACAGUAUUAUUCGAUACCUAGACGUCACGAAAAAAACAUGGUAGUAGCCGAGGCAGACGAUAGGAUGCAGCACGUGGAUCACGAGAAAUCACAGAACGCUGAAAUACACGAGUCACAAUCUUCUAUCACAUCAGAUGAAAUAUUCACGUGUAAUCAGUGCAUGAACUCUUUUGAAGACCGUGAUACGUUGUUCAAGCACGUGAAACAAGCGCAUCAGCAGCACGUGUACUCUAGACGGAGAUUUAAAUGUGACCAGUGUGAAAGGACAUUCAAAUCUAUGAGUGGUCUAAGAAAUCAUGCCAGAACACAUUCCGUGUUUUUUGGGGCGAAUGCUGAGGCUCCAAGCCGUCUCAGUUUUGGACCUGUACAUCCGGUAUUACCGAGUACAUCCGAUACAAGUAAACACAGUUCUAAUGAAGACGCGGUUUGUACGAUGGAUUCAACUUUUACAGUUGAGAAAGAAUUCGAUAGUAGUGUAUAUCAUUAUAAUGACGUUGUGUGUGAACAAAGCGAAAAAACUGAAGCUCGUGUAUCCGGAUCACGUGACACAUGUGAUAGUGUUCGUGCCGAUGUGAGACGCCGAAGCGGAAUUCCAUUACCUGUUCGGAGAUCGCUGCUUGCAGAUAAGGAACCGAUGGGACUGUACAAAGAUUCAUCCGAGGCUUUUGAACGAGCCAGUGUACACGCAAAGAAAGCAGAUGAAACAGAUAAGAUACGCGAGUCUGCAACUACAUCUCGUGAGAUCACACGUGAAUCUAGAAGACUCACACGUGUCAUUCAUACGGAGUAUAUCCAGGAGGCUAAGCAAAACGUACACCGGGCGUCUAUUUUCAAAUCCAGAACCCCAAAAUCUAGACCCAGAACUCCGGCACAGAAAUCAAAGAUUUGCACGGAACGAGCACUCAGGCUAAAGUCACCGUUCGGAACAAAAUACACAACGAAGGUAGAGAGUCCUUUAACAUCAAGAAACAGAAAUAGGUCCAAGUCGCGCACACCUCAGAAGGGCCCUAGAACACCAAAAAGUGGGAAGCACACAGCACUCAAAGGAAAGCGAACACCGGCAAGUUCCAAGACAGACAGUCCAGCUAAUAAAGGCUACAAUUGUAUGAAAUGCGGCAAAUCGUUCGUGGACAAGUCUAAAUUGGAUGUACAUUUUGCCGUGCACGCCAGGGAGACACCGGAGAAAUGUGGAAUACCAAAAUACGCCCUCAAGAAAACCCCGAGUAAACAGAAGGCGAGCCCAUUUGUAACUGAGUCUCUUGAUUGGAAUAGCAAAAGUUUCUCGUGCAAGCAGUGCGGACGGGCUUAUGAGAAGAAAACGAAUUUGGACGCUCACGUGAAAACACACGACGUGAACACACCAUUCAGCUGUGCUUAUUGUGACAAAAAAUUCAGGUUUCUAUCGUCAUUGAAGGCUCACAGUUUCGUGCACCAAGGAGAGUCGCGUGAUCAGAGUAACACGUUGACCUUAGAACACAAAAGAACACCGGCGGAGAAAUCAGAGCGAAGAUAUGACAUUACAUAUAAUUCAUUGAAAUUUAACAUUUUCUCGGUUCUACCAUCUGGCGAAAAUCCUGAAGACGAUAGCCUUAUAAGUGACGAUCUUCCUUUCGUGUGCAAAAUAUGUAGUUAUCAAACAUGUGCACCAGCUGAAUUGUUGAUUCAUAUGAAAACUCAUUCCAAAUCAGGACCAUUCACGUGCACACACUGCUGUAAAUCUUACAAGCUACAGAAAAACCUCAAAAUGCACGAGAAAGUUCAUACUAUUAAUAGAUUGAAGAAACUAUUAAUAGAAAAUACGAUCAACAAAACAGCAAGCCAGUCCAUGUUACAUAUAUGAAUAGAUAUUUCAGUGAACGAACGGAGUUUUAACUAUUAGUUCCCUGCCUAAUUUUGUGGCAUGUCUUUUAGAAGAUCUCGCGAAAACUGUUACAUAUAUUUUGUUGUGUACAAAAAUACAGAUUUUAAAUUUCUUGAAGCAGCUGUAUAUUGACCAUGAUGUCACAAUAUCGUUUGUACGAUUGUGUUAUUUAU